This is a messenger RNA of Dufourea novaeangliae, 1368 nucleotides long. RefSeq names its product succinyl-CoA ligase [ADP-forming] subunit beta, mitochondrial-like. The coding region runs from base 1 to 1368 and encodes 455 amino acids. The record is from RefSeq and is a predicted model, not a curated record. Gene Ontology annotation, biological process: succinyl-CoA metabolic process; tricarboxylic acid cycle. Gene Ontology annotation, molecular function: ATP binding; succinate-CoA ligase (ADP-forming) activity; metal ion binding. Gene Ontology annotation, cellular component: succinate-CoA ligase complex; mitochondrion. NCBI's taxonomy places the organism in Eukaryota, Metazoa, Arthropoda, Insecta, Hymenoptera, Halictidae. The transcript has 7 exons.
AUGUCAACCAAAAUAUUGUCUUUUGCAUCGAUUGGUGUACAGUCAAUAAAGGGACAGCUUUUAGGUCGAACGUCCGUUUUUGUUAAACAAACUCGACGUUUGCAAGUUCACGAGCAUGUUGCGUACACUUUGUUGAAGGAAGCUAAAAUCCCAACUCCACCAUUCGGGAUAGCCAAAUCAUCAGACGAGGCAGCUAAAAUUUCCAAAGACCUUAAUACAAAGGAUAUUGUAUUGAAAGCCCAAGUUCUUGCUGGUGGUCGUGGAAUGGGGAACUUCAAAGGCACUAAUGUUAGCGGUGUUGUUAUGUGUGAAACACCUGAACAAGCAAAAAGUCUAGCCAGUAAUAUGAUAGGCAAAUUGUUGGUGACAAAACAAACUGGAGCAGCUGGAAGAAUUUGCAAUUCAGUAAUGGUAACAACCAGGAUGUUCCCUCGCAAAGAAUAUUAUCUGGCAGUCAUGUUGGAGAUAAGUUUUAAUGGUCCGGUUAUAAUUGUGUCGAAACAAGGCGGUGUUAAUAUUGAGGACAUCGCCGCUACGAAUCCUGAAGCUAUAACUUAUAUACCGAUUGAUAUUAUGAAAGGUCUGUCAGCUGAACAAGCAGCUAAAGUUGCAGAAAACUUGGGUGUCGAAGGAGAGGAUAAAAAAAUUAUUUCGGCGAUUGCUUGCAAUCUCUAUGAGUUAUUUACUGAAAAGGAUGCCCUACUACUUGAGAUAAAUCCGUUGGCAUUGGAUCUUUGUGGCGAAUAUCACGCCUUAGAUUGUAAAUGUUCAUUCGACGACAGCGCAGAAUUCAGGCAGAAAGAACUAUUUGCCCUGAAGGAUAUCACACAGAUGGAUCCUAACGAAGUCCAAGCGGAGAAGUUCCAACUGAAUUACAUAGCACUUGAUGGGAACAUAGGCUGUAUGGUAAAUGGGGCUGGAUUAGCAAUGGCCACUAUGGACAUCAUAAAACACUACGGUGGUAUGCCAGCCAACUUUUUGGAUGUAGGCGGUGGUGCUACUGCAGAGACUGUUAAGGAGGCUUUUAAAAUAAUAGUUUCUGAUUCAAAGGUGGAAGCCCUUUUUGUAAAUAUAUUUGGAGGUAUUAUGAGAUGUGACAUAAUUGCAGAAGGAAUUAUCACUGCAUCCAAAGACUUGAAUUUGUCUGUACCCAUAGUCGUAAGAUUACAGGGUACCAACGUAAACGAAGCAAAAGUGUUAAUACGCGACGCUCAAUUAAAAGUUAUUUCCGUGGACGAUUUCGCAGAGGCAGCUGAAGCGGUUGUUAAAUUGGCAUUAAUGGUGAACUUAGCAAAUUCUUUAAAUUUAGACAUUAAUUUCACAACUAAAAAGAAACCUGACGAUAAAAUUAGCAAGUGCAAAAAGUGA